UAACUUACUCCAGAAUUUUGGUAGAUCUAAAUGGGGUAUUAGUGUGAAUGAACCUAAAGCAUUAUCAAUUAUCUUUGGACUUACAACUUAAUAUCACUUCACUCUCCUAAGCUUUAAUCUAAUAAAUAUUUAAAAGUAAACAAGAAACAUAAAUUACAGUACAAUGUGCAAGAUCAUUGAAUUCUAUUCCAAGACUUCUUAUCAUGAUUCUUUAUAGCAUAACAGAAAUCAGAUUUAUGUGUGCGUGUAGAAUAUCAUCCAAUGUAAAAAAAUAAAUUAAAAAGUAAACAUAAUAAGGUUGCUUAUCUCAGUAAUCAGGCACAAAGUGAUUUGAUUUGUUCUUUGAAAUAUGAUAUGAUAUCAUUUCAUGGCAAAAGUGCACGUAUCCAUUGCUGAUAUAGAGAACUAAAGCCCAAUUCAGUUCUAUGUGAUACAUCAGCAAUUCGACAAUUCAAAAUAUCCUUUCCUGCUUUGAAAGCUUCAGAAUAAAGACAAUCAAAAUGAAUUAAACACAUCCGAUGAGGUAUUGGGCAGCGAAGAAGAAUACACCAUACCACAUGGCUAAUACGUCUUCAAAAUGAGCAGUUGGAUUGUAGUAUGUUCAAGGUUUGUUCUACUUUUGAUUCUUAGUCAUCUCAGAACUGCAUCAUCCACUGAAUCUCUUCAAAGACAUACAAUAACCCUUGAUGAAAGGGCAGAAGCAAACUUACUUUUCAAUGCACCUGCUGAAACACAUGGUUGCACAUACAGACUUAUGAAAAAUGGAGUGAUUUUCAAUGAUAAUGGAACAGUAAGCUUCUCUCACACAUACCCUUAUGAGAUACUGCAGAGAACCACUGUACAUAUCCAAUUUGCAUUUGGAUAUCUAACAGUAUCAUUGAACAUCAAAAACAUCCAUAGAAGAGAUAAAGGACACUACCAAUGCCAAUUUGCUUGUCCAAAUAGUCUUACUGAAUUAAUACAGACAAUACAUCUUCAAGUAUACCACCCUCCGACACCUGUUGUCUGUAACUGGGUAGAUCAGGACCAAGUGGCCAUUCAAGCAGCGAAUCUCUUCAACCUCCCAGCUCUGGAAUGCAUAGCAACCCAUGGGCACCCACCUGCAAAUGUGAUAUGCUACUCAAAUGCUGAUCAUCAAAUUAGCGUUCACACCCCUCUAAUGGUAUACGGUCAACCCAUCUUCACUGCUACUUUUUGGCUGAAAAGGGAACAAGAUCUUAGAUGCUGCUCAGUGAGUAGUAAGUUUAAGAAGAGCUUACAAGACUGUAGUGAUUACCAUUACCAGAAACAGACAUCUCCUCCAGAGAGAGUGAAAACCACCACAGAACCUUCAAAGACAGUAAGCGAAGGUGUACGGGUGAGUGCAUUCAGUGAGAAAACGAUAAUAGAUCCUUCAGAACCAUUAGAAACUCCUGCUGACUUUGAAGUUACCAAUGAUUGUUCAUCUGACUUCUUUUCAUCAAAGAGAUUAAGUAGUGUUGCAAAAACAAUUACUGUUGUAGCUCUAGCAAUAUUGAUAACAUUUGCUAAUACUCACUGAAUACUUUUUUGUUGUUGAAUUAGCAAAAUAACCUUUUUGUUACUUAAGAAGCAGCUACAAUUGAGAUAAAAUAUUUUAAAUGACUAUAAACCAAUACUGGUCAUCAUUAGCAAAGAAUUGAAAUGUACCCAUUUAGAAAAGAAAACCACCUCCUCCUGUUUAUCCUCCUUACUAAAAUUUCUUCAAUCCUUUCAAAUCAACUGAGUUUUACAGAGGGUGGGCAGGCAGAAAUCUUAUUCCAUUACAAUCAAAAAGAAGAAUUAGAUAUAGAAUUAAGAAUUGGGAACAGACAUCCUUUUUACCAGCAUGGUCAAAAGGAGGAAAUAGGUUUAAGCCCGAAACAGAACAAACGCUUUUCUGUGGACAUUGAGAAACAUUCAGCAUUAGGUGUGUCAUAUCGUAUGUAUCUUGUUCGGGUAAAAAUUGAAAAUGUUUCUCGAGAAGAUGCAGGCACUUACACCUGUUCUCUUUACAGAGAUGGUGUAAUUGACGAUGAAUACACAAAACAGGUUGGUCUCAAUAUUGAGUUUCCUCCUGGAAAGGUUGAUUGUGUUCUAGGUCCUAGUCAUGUUGAUACAACCAACAGAAUUUGGUCUCAUUUGAAGUGUGCUGCACCUAUAGGCAGCAGUCCUGGUCUUAUCGAAUGCUACCAAGAUGGUGAUAGAGUCCCACCAUGGACAAGACCUAUCCAGAACAGAACAACCUUAACACAGACACUCUGGAUUAGAACAGCCAUUCCAAUAUUCUGUUGUUCAACCACCUUUGAUAAAGAAAGCGAUAUCUGCAGUUGCAAAGACUAUGUGAUGGAUUUCUCACCAAGCAAUGCUGGUGCCCAUGAUGGCCAACCCUGUCUAAAAAGUACACCUUCAUCAAGUGGGGACCCUACAAACAAAGCCCAUGCUAAACAAACACAACUACCACAUGAAUCAUCUCCUAAAAUGCCUGAUGAUGCAGAAGAUUCAACAGACACUACUUCCAAAGAAUCUGGAUUAGCAGUGUCCCUUACACUGGCAUUUACAGUACUUAAUACAAUAGGGAUUGCCAUUAUGAUCACCAUGAACACAAUCAGAAAUCACAACAAAAUCAAAGCUAUUAAGGAUAUUCUAAGUAAUCAUGAUCAAUCAAAGAACAAAGCUAUUAAAGUGGAUAAAACACCAAACCAAAAUGAAAACAAAGAACCAUUACUACAUCUAAGGAAACGAAAUGGUUCAGCAAAAGACCUAACAGAAAAUACAUCAUUGUGAAUUCAUCAGUUUAAAAAGGGC
Messenger RNA from Lytechinus variegatus (green sea urchin), 2805 nucleotides. RefSeq lists its product as uncharacterized. Bases 1663 to 2784 code for a protein of 373 amino acids. NCBI's taxonomy places the organism in Eukaryota, Metazoa, Echinodermata, Echinoidea, Temnopleuroida, Toxopneustidae. The transcript is spliced from 2 exons. The record is from RefSeq and is a predicted model, not a curated record.